AUGGCAGACCUCAACUUACAGGAGAUACAUGACACGUUGAUCUCGGUGGCCCACGAGGCCGGGCGCAUGAUGCUGGCCGCAAAUCCCACCGACAUCGACACAGGAACGAAGCUCAACUCCGCAGACAUCGUGACCGAAACCGACAAGGCAGUCGAGACGCUCGUCUCAAAACGCCUCUCAGCCGCCUACCCGUCCUUUGAGUUCGUCGGCGAAGAAACCUACAAGCCAGGCGUCACAAAAGUGACGUCCGCACCAACCUUCAUCGUAGACCCGAUCGACGGCACCACCAACUUCGUGCACGGCUUCCCCUCGGCCUGCAUCUCGCUCGGCUUCGCCGUCGACCGCGCCCCCGCCGUCGGCGUCGUCUACAACCCCUGGCUGGACCAGCUGUGGACCGCCAUCCACGGGCAGGGCGCGUUCCUGACGGUCGGCGCCGUCUGGGGGCUGGAGGGCGGCAAGGGUAGGCGGCAGAAGCUGCCGCUGGCGAAGAACCCGGCGCCCCUGGCGGGGCUGGAUACGGCGCUGGUCGGCAUUGAGUGGGGGAGCAGUCGCGAUGGCGUCAAUUACGAGGUCAAGACUGAGGUUUUCAAGAAGCUGUGCGCGUCGAAGGAGACGGGGGGCGUGAUGGUGCAUUCGCUGCGCAGUAUGGGGAGUGCGGCCCUGAAUCUGUGUGCGGUCGCAGCAGGGAGUCUGGAUCUCUAUUGGGAGGGCGGAUGCUGGGCGUGGGACGUCUGCGCGGGCUGGGCCAUCCUUACUGAGGCCGGUGGCAUCAUGGCCGGCGGCAAUCCGGGCGAUUGGGAGCCCACGAUCGAUGGGCGCAAGUACCUUGCUGUUCGAGGCGCGGCGAGCGGGCAGAAGGACAUCGUUGAGGCGUUUUGGAAAGUUGUCGGUACGGGACGGAUGGAAUAUGAAAGCUGA
Anthostomella pinea is the source of this 918-nucleotide messenger RNA. The record is from the annotation of a GenBank genome assembly. Lineage: Eukaryota; Fungi; Ascomycota; Sordariomycetes; Xylariales; Xylariaceae.